UGUGUGUGUGUGUGUGGGAGGAGGAGGAGUGAGCUCAGUGGCGGUGUGGAGAGAUGGAAGCGGAGAAGGCGGAUGCAGAUAAGACUCGCUCUCACUAUCCACAGGAGUAAAAAAAAAAAAAAGGGACGCGGAUCUCCAUUUUUUCUCCUUUUUAAAAUUUAUUUUCCUGCCAAUGUGCUAUGAUCUCCGUCGUGCUCGCGGGCAACACCCCUCCAAACGUCUAUCUCUGAGCUGUCAAUCAUAUCACGCCGGGAUUUCUACAUGUGAGUGCAUGGCGCGCCGGGCAGGGCGGAUCUGCUCACGGGGUGAAGAAACGCCGGUUAAUAUGGAUGAAAGGUCAACCAUCAUCUCAUCAUUUCGGGCACUCUGAUUAGCGACACUGUCCUACAGCAGACCACAGAGCAGGGAAGAUGAUGUGCGAGGUGAUGCCGACCAUCAGCGAAGGAGAUUCAGCCGGUCCUCCCAGAGGCACCGGCGGCGUCCCGAACGGCUCGGACCAGGAGGCCAACUUCGAGCAGCUCAUGGUCAACAUGCUGGACGAGAGGGACAAGCUGCUGGAGUCCCUCAGGGAGACUCAGGAGACCCUCAUUCAGUCUCAGACUAAGCUGCAGGGGGCGCUGCACGAGAGGGACGUGCUCCAGCGGCAGAUCAACGCUGCGCUGCCUCAGGAGUUUGCCACCCUGACAAAGGAGCUGAACAUAUGCAGGGAGCAGCUGCUGGAGAAAGAAGAGGAAAUAUCUGAGCUGAAAGCUGAAAGGAACAACACCAGGCUGCUGUUGGAGCACCUGGAGUGUCUGGUGUCUCGUCACGAACGCAGUCUGAGGAUGACGGUGGUAAAGAGACAGGCACCCCCACCAUCUGGAGUCUCCAGCGAGGUGGAGGUCCUCAAAGCUCUGAAGUCCCUGUUUGAACACCACAAGGCCCUGGAUGAAAAGGUGCGUGAGAGGCUUCGGGUGGCUCUGGAGAGGGUGGCCACCUUAGAGGGACAGCUAGCGUCCACCACACAAGAGUUGAACAUGGUGAGACAGAGGAAGGACGGUGACUCAGUGGAGCGAGGAGAUGGAUCCAAACCUACAUGGAAGAGACUACCCAACGGCUCCAUAGACGCCCACGAUGACGGCAGCCGAGUGUCUGAGCUUCAGGAGCUGCUAGAUCGGACCAAUAAGGAGCUGGCUCAGAGCCGCGAGCACUCUGCCACUCUUAACGCCCGGGUUGCCGAGCUGGAGGCCGAGCUGGCGAAUGCACGCCGAGAACUGAGCCGCAGCGAGGAGCUGUCAAUCAAACAACAAAGGGAACAGAGAGAGAGAGAAGAUAUGGAGGAGAGGAUAACAACAUUAGAGAAGCGCUACCUGGCUGCUCAGCGGGAGACCACACACAUCCACGACCUCAACGAUAAACUAGAGAAUGAACUGGCCACCAAGGACUCCCUGCAUCGACAGAGCGAGGAGAAGGUGCGCCAGCUGCAGGAGAUGCUGGAGAUGGCAGAGCAGAGGCUGGCUCAGACCAUGAGGAAGGCUGAGACACUGCCAGAGGUGGAGGCUGAACUGGCACAGAGAGUGGCGGCGCUCUCCAAGGCCGAGGAGCGCCAUGGCAACGUGGAGGAGCGCCUCAGACAGCUGGAGUCACAACUGGAGGAGAAGAACCAAGAGCUAGGAAGGGCCCGUCAAAGGGAGAAAAUGAAUGAGGAGCACAACAAGCGUUUAUCUGACACUGUGGAUCGUCUGCUCACCGAGUCCAAUGAAAGACUGCAGCUCCAUCUGAAGGAACGCAUGGCUGCCCUGGAGGACAAGAACUCCCUCAUUCAGGACCUCGAGAACUGCCAGAAACAGCUUGAAGAAUUCCACCACACCAGGGAGCGGCUGAUUGGAGAGAUUGAUAAGCUGAGAAAUGAAAUCGACCAUUUGAAGCGCCGCAGUGGGGCUUUUGGAGAUGGAACUCACCCUCGGUCUCACUUGGGUAGCUCCAGCGACCUUCGCUUCUCCAUGGUAGAGGGCCAGGAUGGCCACUACAGCACAACUGUGAUCAGGCGAGCACAGAAGGGUAGACUGUCAGCGCUACGAGAUGAUCCAAACAAGGUGUGUGCGGUGUUCGAACAGGACUAUCCAUCUCUGCGUGGGAGCGUCAGCCACCUUCUCGGCAGCGACAUCGAGGCCGAGUCAGACCUGGAUGAUGACGUUAGCUCAGCCCUGCUUUCCCCCAGCGGCCAAUCAGAUGCUCAGACUCUUGCGCUCAUGCUGCAAGAGCAACUUGAUGCUAUCAAUGAGGAGAUAAGGAUGAUCCAAGUUGAAAGAGAAUCAGCAGACCUGCGCUCUGACGAGAUCGAGUCUCGUGUGAACAGCGGCAGCAUGGAUGGACUCAACGUGACACUUCGACCCCGAGCCUUGCCCACCUCCGCCACUGCCCAGUCCCUGGCCUCGUCCUCUUCACCGCCCACCAGCGGCCACUCCACGCCUAAACAUCACGGACGCAACACCAGCCACCACCUCGGCAUCAUGACUCUGCCAAGCGACUUGAGGAAGCACCGGAGGAAAGUAGCAUCUCCAGUGGAAGUGGACAAAGCUACCAUCAAGUGUGAGACGUCACCGCCCUCGUCCCCUCGCAGUUUACGGCUGGAAACCAACUUUGCGCAAUUCACUGGUAGUCUGGAGGAUGGACGAGGAAAGCAGAAGAAAGGAAUCAAGUCAUCUAUUGGCCGAUUGUUUGGGAAGAAGGAAAAGGGUCGGAUGGACCAGACUGUUGGCAGGGAUGGACAGCCUCUGCCGGCCUUAUCAGACUUUGAGAUGGGCAUCGGGGACACUAUGACUCUGGGAAAACUGGGCACACAGGCUGAGAGGGACCGAAGAAUGAAGAAAAAACACGAACUUCUGGAAGAUGCAAGAAAAAGAGGUCUGCCUUUUGCUCAGUGGGAUGGGCCUACUGUUGUCUCAUGGCUAGAGCUGUGGGUGGGUAUGCCAGCCUGGUAUGUGGCAGCCUGUCGUGCCAAUGUGAAGAGUGGAGCCAUCAUGUCAGCUCUCUCAGACACUGAGAUCCAGAGGGAGAUCGGCAUCAGCAACCCUCUGCACCGACUCAAACUCCGGCUGGCCAUCCAGGAGAUGGUCUCCCUCACCAGCCCAUCGGCACCACUCACAUCCAGAACGUCCUCCGGAAAUGUGUGGGUGACUCAUGAAGAGAUGGAGAACCUGGCUUCCUCCACCAAAGCGGAGAAUGAGGAGGGCAGCUGGGCACAGACCUUGGCGUAUGGAGACAUGAAUCACGAGUGGAUAGGGAACGAAUGGCUGCCCAGCCUUGGGCUGCCUCAGUACCGCUCCUACUUCAUGGAGUGUCUAGUGGAUGCUCGCAUGUUGGACCAUCUGACCAAGAAGGACCUGAGGAGCCACCUGAAGAUGGUGGACAGCUUCCACAGGGCUAGUCUGCAGUACGGCAUUAUGUGCUUGAAGAGACUCAAUUACGACAGAAAAGACCUGGAGCGUCGGAGAGAGGACAGCCAACACGACAUGAAAGAUGUUCUGGUGUGGACCAAUGAGCAGGUGAUUCACUGGAUCCAGUCCAUUGGUCUGAGGGAAUAUAGCGGCAACCUGUUAGAGAGUGGCGUUCAUGGAGCGCUCGUCGCUCUGGACGAAACCUUCGACUACAGCAGCUUAGCGCUCAUCCUGCAGAUCCCUAUGCAGAACACACAGGCCCGGCAGGUUCUGGAGAGGGAGUUUAACAACGUGUUAGCUUUGGGAACUGACCGCCGACUAGAGGAGACUGGAGAUGACAAGUCUUUUCGACGCUCUCCAUCAUGGCGCAAGCGGUUUCGUUCCCGUGAGGGAGUGGCGGGUUUGGGGAUGAUGGCGGGCUCCAUGGAAACGCUGCCUGCUGGCUUCCGCAUGCCCUCCAUGUCCAUGCCGCCCUCCAUGAAUCUGGCACCUAAGAAACACCUCCAGCCUGAAGCUCCUCCCCCGGCGCCUCCGAGACUCGACCCCUCAGCCGUGCGGACCUAUUCAUGCUAACUUCUUCUUACUAACAGGAGCGCUAAUGCUAACAGUGCAUUCUCAUUACCUAUACGGACAUAUGCUUGCGGCCUUUUGAGAGUGAUAUGCCAAAUCUGGAGAGGGAGACCUGGGUGCCUCUGGGGGAGGCUUCCCCUCCUUUGCUGCCCAGCCUCACCUCCUACCUUUCACCUCUCACCUCUCCUUCGGACACGUGCAAUACAGAGGCCAACUCUGACCUUUGAACUCUUGAGAGUGCUCAUUGGCUGCGCUCGCUGCUGUAAAGGAGGCUCGUCCCGGUCUCUCCCAGUUUACCCCAGUGCUCCUAGUAGCCUUGUUGUUGUGGUGUUGUGCUCCUGCUCCCCUGGUCUCAGCUGUGGGUUCUUGUCCUGGUUCUAAUAGUCUCAACAUGGCCAAGUCCAAACCAAUCGUCCUGAGUCGCCACAUCCUUCACAAUGACUAGUGAGACGGUAGAUUUAAGGAGCUGGAGACCAGCCAUUGGUUUGGACUUAGGAAUGAUGAAUACUUGUAUAAAUGGCAGAUCCCACUGCACAUUACCCUUCUACCGGUUAUGCAAGGUAUUACUCAUUAAUCGUCUCUGUACAUAAAAUGGAUGACUUAUGUUUUUAUAGAAAUAUUAUAUAUAAAUAUAUAUAUAUUGGAAAUAUAUAUGGAAAACAAUAUAACAUCAUUGCUGUAUGAAACCCAAUGCCCUGUAUUCGAUAGUGACUGUUCUCUCUCUCUCUCUCUUUCUCUUUCUUUCUCUUUCUCUCUGUGUCGGACCUUUGUGUGUCUUUUGCUGUAUGCUGUAAGUGUGUGACUCGUUGGUGGGAGGGACUCACUAAAAGGGAAGCGUGCGUUUCUACAAGGACUCUUCACAGGUUCAUGGGUCCAAUUUCAGACUUCUCUCUUUGCCUCUUCUCCUGUUCUUUCCUUUUUUUUCCCCCUGCUCCUCUUUUGACACGAUGUAGCUGUUACCUCUCCUCUCUCCGCCUCUCUCGCCUUCUGUAUGACACUAUGUAGCCUAGAAUAGAGAGAAUCCUUUAAUAUGAAGAGUGAGUGCGUGUGGAUGAGUGAGUGAGCGAAUGAGUCUCUCUGCUGGAGACUUGUAGAGAGGUUAUACGCGUGAAAGGCCGACCCCAGCCAUGUGACCAUGACUUUUCUCUGUGGAUGGUAGUGUGAACACUGUAGCUCCUCUCUGUUUGUUCCUUACUUUUCUCUCAAAUCAAACUUUAAACUGCUGCUCGACAUCAGCCAAUGAUACCCACAUAAAACUGCUCUAAGUGACGGACUAAUCUCGUUCCGUCACCUCCCAUUUAGUUGCCAUGGGGACGUGCUAGUGAGCAGUCAGUACUCUUGGCUGACCAACUCCUCAUCCAAUGAGAACACAGCAUAUGAACAAACCAGUGAAGUGCUGGAUGGGUGUACAAUCUUUUUUUUAAAAUGAUUAUUUUACAGUUUUUCCAAGGUGUCUAAAAGGUGUAACGUGCUAUGUGGCAGCUAUGAGUACUGUGUCUUUAUUCCAGGUGUGAAACAAUGCUGACAAAUCAAGAUUUUAUUAUUUGGCUAUUUAAAAAAAAAGUGUACUGUAUUUAUGACACUAUAUAGACAUAAGUAAAGCUGUUUUUUAAAGA
Molecule: messenger RNA, 5605 nt
Organism: Acanthochromis polyacanthus (spiny chromis)
Lineage: Eukaryota; Metazoa; Chordata; Actinopteri; Pomacentridae
Gene: ppfia4
Product: PTPRF interacting protein alpha 4
Exons: 31
Coding region: 411-3992 (1193 amino acids)
Biological process (GO): synapse organization
Cellular component (GO): presynaptic active zone
Molecular function (GO): protein binding
Source: RefSeq, a predicted model, not a curated record